Daucus carota subsp. sativus is the source of this 1936-nucleotide messenger RNA. RefSeq lists its product as uncharacterized. NCBI's taxonomy places the organism in Eukaryota, Viridiplantae, Streptophyta, Magnoliopsida, Apiales, Apiaceae. The transcript is spliced from 6 exons. Bases 103 to 723 code for a protein of 206 amino acids. Gene Ontology annotation, cellular component: chloroplast. The record is from RefSeq and is a predicted model, not a curated record.
UUCACUGAAAUAUCAUCACUCUCCUCCACUGCUUUCAGAACACCCCGGUGGCCUCUUCUCCUCCUAGCUAAUUCCGGCGACAAGGCUAAUGUAUAUGUUGAUAUGGAAGAGCAGAAAGCUGAUGACGGGACAAUGCUCAUUUUUCAGGUUGGAGUUUUGGAUAAGAAAAGGAUAUUGCAAAGAAACCUUAACAACAUAGCUAAAAAUGCAGAUACAUCCACCGCGUAUGGUCUGAACUGCACUUUGAAAGAGGUGGUAAAAGCUCUUCUUCAACAUGAUAAUUCGUCUUUGAAGUUUCGCGAUCUAUCUCUUGAGUAUCAAACUUAUCUAACAAGGGGGAGCUUAGACAAGUCUUUUAAAAGAAAUCUCAAUGAGCUGCUUGAGGGAUUCGCCGGACGCGAUAUUACAUUGGGGAAUGUAAACGGUGUAAAAUAUAGGAAGCGAAUUAAAGUUAACAGGAGAGUUGACAAUGAAUAUACAAUGGUUACAGUUAUGGUGCUUGCUACUGGUCACUACUUGAUUCCUAAAAAAAAAGAGAAGGGAAGAAAGUACUUUGACUCCCUCGCAGUGUUGCAAACACUUCAACAUAUCCCAAAAAACCAAAUACAGUCUGUUGAAGUAUUUUGGUCACCACAAAAAGAAGAUGAGGUUCUGUCGGAGGAAGAUAUACGAAGAUGUACUAAAAUGGCACCAAUGGAAGAUGGUCGUAUCUUCCUCAUUUGAUUAUCUCUAGCAUUACUAUACCUCUAGAUAAUUAAGGUUAAGAGGUUUAGACCUUUACAAGACAAGGUUUUCCUUGUACAAAUGCAUUUUAGGAUAAUUAUGCAAAUAAAAGAAGACCUCAGCUUGUGACAUUAUACUUUAACAGAUUUAUGUGUGCAUUGCCUUUUCGUAAAUAUGUGAACUGUUUUUUAGCCAAGUCAAGCUUGUCAAGCCAAGACAAGUAACAUCAUCUGUCAAUUUUGCCAGGUCUUUGAGUCACAAUAUUUAUUCUAACUCAAGGCUGCUAAGUACUGCUUAUCAAUCUUGUACUAGUAGCAGUUUAAGAGUAAAUUAUUAUUGUAAUAAUGUUGCUGAUCCUUUUGCUGCUGAAAAAGUUGUGAUGAUGAUGAAGCCUAGUGUUGGUAAAUCUACUAACCCUGGUCCUAGUAUUCGAGAUUUUGUUGAUACGAUAUCUCGAAUUUUGGCAUCCUUAUUGACAUAUGGUGUAGUUUUUACUUUUUUAACUGUGCCUGCAUGCUUUUAUGCUUCAAAUUCUGCCUUGGCUGCUUCAAAUGGUAAAAUUCGCGGCUCUGGCUCAUCAUCAUCUUCUCCCUCCUCCUACGAUGCAGUGCUUUCGUAUUACCGUUUAGGUUAUAUGUCUAAAGACCAUAGUGUGGAUUAUUCCAACAAAGACGAGGAAGAUACCUGUACUUGUGAUACUAGUUGUACAGACUGCAUUGAUUGCGAGAUUAGGAAAAACGGCUACAAAGUAGAGGAAGAAGAAGAAGAAAACAAUUCAAGCACUGAUUCAUGUUCUUGCAAUUGCCACUCUACCUGUUAUUUCCACAAAAAACACGACUUUUUAUUUGAGAAUAUAUUAGGUUGUAUUGUUCUUGCUGCAACAGUUCUUUUAAUUGUCGCAGCAGUAGUAAAUGAGUCGGAAUAUUCCGCGCCGAGGAUUUGUGGAAGAAAGAAAAGAAGAAAGAAGAAGUCCGAAUAAUCCCUUUUAGGAACGUGUUUAGUUGUUAGUUUUCUCUAGUACGUGUUUAGUGCUCUGCUUUUCCAGAGUUGCAGUUAUCACGUUGGAUACGUGAGCUAGGAUUUCUCAUUCUGUUCUUGUAGAAGUCUAUAUAUAUGCCAAGCUUAUUCAGUAAUAAAGUGUGUUCUAUUCCCAUUUUCAGUACUUAACAUUUUGGUAUCAAAGCCUAGGCUUGAUAAAACCAAAGCAGCAGUC